AUCUUUCAGUAAUAUUGUAAUUUUUUAAAUGUAUAGAAGCAACGAAUCGUUUUAAUCAAUUUCACGUAAAAGAAAACAACAAAUCAAUAUUUUCCGUAUUAUUAUGGUUUAUUGUCAUAAUUUCUAAUUACGUAUUACGCAAAACAGUGAACCAUAAAUAUAGUAAUUAUUCGAUAUUUUUAAAUUGUACGAUAGAAAAAAGGACAGAUUAUUUAAAUUUUACUCGACCGAUUAAAAAUUCCACGAAAAAACGAUCUUAUUACCGAAAAAAGAAUUUCAUUUAAUUGCGCGUGAAAAUGCAAUUGAACGCUUCCGGUCAAAUAGUAGCGUUUUCGAAGUUACUAUAGAAUCGAUAAAGAAGUUCAGAAUGGAAGCCAGUCAUAAACAGCUUAUUUAUCUUCUUAAUAAUUGUUCGCCUCGACUAUUUACGACACAGAAAAAAUCAUCCUGAAGCUUCGCUUGCAGAUGAUCAAUGUUGGAAGGAUGGUAUUGUCGUUCAAUUGCAAACAACAAUGCAGAUGCAGAAGACGAUGACGAGGAUAGUCCAGAGGAAGAAGUGCCUAAUUACAAGGAUCAGUAUCGAAAUCUUAAGAGGAAAUUGAAAUUUUUAAUUUAUGAGAAUGAAUGUUUCCAAGAAGCUUUACGGUCCACGCAAAGGAAGUUGCUUAAAGUUAAUAGGGAUAAAAGUUUUUUAUUGGACCGUUUAUUGCAAUAUGAGAAGGUAGAUGCUUCGUUUAGUGAAAGUGAUGAAACAGAGUCAUCCGAUGAAGAAGUCACUCGUUUAGAUACUUCAAAAAGGAAAAAAAUGGAGAUGGGUAUUAGUAAUCAUACCUCACACCACAUACCAACAGUGACAAAACCUUUUAACACCAGUAAAAAGAAAAAACCUGCUCCAAAAGUGACAAAAUCAAACAGUAUACCUAUAGUACAAUCAUCCAAUAAUAUAGUACCAAUGUCUUUAAUGUCGGAUGGUCAUAUGACACCAGAAGAAGUGGAAAGACACUUAGAGUCUCGUCAGACUUAUUUGGAGCUUGUACCGGAAAAAGCACCACCUACAGUACCAACAGAAAUGUUCAGCAAUGAUCCUUCUUUGGAUAGCGAGUCGAAUGAAAUCGGAGAACUGGAAACAUCUCCCAGCAAUAUGGGUGAAGAUUGUCUCAGUGUAGACAUGAUGGCGGAGUGACACACAUUCGUUUAUAGUUUAGCGGUUAAUUACAAAUUGCACAUAAUUAUAUAUUGCGUUAAUAUUACUUUAUUCGGCUAACUUAACUGUACUCUUCGUAACGUAAUACAAAUUUUUAUACAGGUAAAAAAUCAUUCUGAAUAUCUCGCUCCUCUUUGUAUAUAAAAAGAAAAAUUUAAUUUGUGCUCGACAAUUUUCGUUCGUGUUUCACACGCAAAGCAAUUAUGAUAAUUUCCUUCCAGCAUGAUAGAGUACCCAUCCGUUAUUUUAAUCUCG
Nomia melanderi (Alkali bee) is the source of this 1459-nucleotide messenger RNA. RefSeq lists its product as uncharacterized. Gene Ontology annotation, cellular component: nucleus; Ino80 complex. NCBI's taxonomy places the organism in Eukaryota, Metazoa, Arthropoda, Insecta, Hymenoptera, Halictidae. Gene Ontology annotation, biological process: chromatin remodeling. The record is from RefSeq and is a predicted model, not a curated record.